Strongylocentrotus purpuratus (purple sea urchin) is the source of this 1496-nucleotide messenger RNA. RefSeq names its product carbonyl reductase [NADPH] 1. The transcript has 6 exons. Bases 96 to 971 code for a protein of 291 amino acids. Gene Ontology annotation, molecular function: carbonyl reductase (NADPH) activity. The record is from RefSeq and is a predicted model, not a curated record. Lineage: Eukaryota; Metazoa; Echinodermata; Echinoidea; Camarodonta; Strongylocentrotidae.
UCUUUUUCUACCCAUUGAAUAUAUUCAGACAGUGUUUCAGUGUGCAGGUUUGUGUUUUAGGAAGUUUUACAGAGACGACCGGGUUCCGAAUAAAAAUGCCUCAAAAAGUCGCUGUUGUAACUGGGAGCAAUACCGGAAUUGGUCUUGCCAUGGUGCGAGCUCUCUGCAAGCACUUUGGUGAGAAUGGGGUGGUAUACUUGACCGCCAGGAACGAGGAACGAGGGAUGCAGGCCGUGGAAGUCUUGAAGAAAGAGGGGCUCAAUCCCAGAUUUCAUCUUCUUGAUGUCAACGAUGUAACCAGUAUGGAGAAGCUCAGAGAUGAUAUCAAGACUGAACAUGGCGGUGUAGACAUCCUGAUCAACAAUGCAGGAAUUUUAUCCAAGUUUGACAUCCCUAUGUAUGAACAAGCGGUAGAAAUGACCAAUACUAACUACCACGGUGUGCUUCUAAUGACCAACACAUUCCUACCUAUUAUCAGAGAUGGUGGAAGGGUUGUCCAGCUAGCCAGCUUAAUGGGCGCUAGAACGUUCUACGAUAUCAGUGAAGAACUCCAGCACCGCUUCAGGGAUGUCUCGACUGUCGAGGAGGUGACAGGCCUCAUGAAUGAAUACAUCAAGGCAACUAAAGAAGGAGAUUUCAAAACAAAGGGCUGGCCAGAUUUGGCUUACGGGAUCAGCAAAAUUGGAGUGGCAGCCCUUACCAAAGUCCAGGGUGAAAACGUGAGCAAGGAUAAAAGCAAGAAAGAUGUCCUCAUCAAUUGUUGCUGUCCCGGAUACAUCAGGACAAACAUGACAGCCACCCAUACUGGUGAAGAUACCAAAAGCAUGAUCAGCCAAGAUCAAGGGGCGGACACUCCGGUCUACUUGUCCCUCCUACCAGCCGGGACGAAUGACCUCCAGGGCAAGUUUGUGACCAAGAGAAUGGUCAAGAAUUACUUCAAGGAUGAUAUUAGGCCAGUUACAUUCGAAUAAACCACAUUCUUACUCCGACAAGUCUUCCUCAAAAAGCUUAAGAAUGAUCAUAAUUUAGUGAAAUUCAGUGGUAUUAAAGAUGCAUCUGGAAUGCAAAAGUUAAUUAAAUGUAUUUUUGACAUAAUGACCUAAUGAUGUAGUUCUACCUUAUUGUGUUACAAUUAUGUAUUUUGUGUCAGUUCCAGACACUUCAUUUCAUGCUAAUACAUUUCUCUCUGCUAUAAGAUUAAAUUUUGAGGUUCUUUUUUUUUAAUGUAAGUCUGGAAAAAUAUCAUAUUGGAAAUAUCCACUGAAAAGGACUGCUCUUCAAAUGCGCUCAUUUUGAAUUCUAGUGAGAAAAAGCCGAAAGGUAUGGACCAAAUCACUGUGUAAAUUCCUGCGUGUAAAAACAAGUUUCUUCCAGCAAGGUUGUACAUUUUCUUUUCAUUUUGAUCUUUCGCAAAACUAGCACUAGACAUCAAUAAAUUCUCAUGUACAUGUACUACAUUAAAUAUACUUUUCCUGCUGCUUUCAGGCAAAUCACAA